Molecule: messenger RNA, 1153 nt
Organism: Carassius carassius (crucian carp)
Lineage: Eukaryota; Metazoa; Chordata; Actinopteri; Cypriniformes; Cyprinidae
Product: tetraspanin-5-like
Exons: 9
Coding region: 213-1028 (271 amino acids)
Biological process (GO): protein maturation; protein localization to plasma membrane; regulation of vascular endothelial growth factor signaling pathway
Cellular component (GO): membrane
Source: RefSeq, a predicted model, not a curated record
UUUUUUUUUUUUUUUUUUCGAGGAAGCAGAUGACUUAUUUCAGUGAAAUAGGCAAAUCCACGUUUGGCAUUGCCGGCCAGUCUGUAGCUACAAAUGUCAUGAAUAUGGUGUAAAAGGAAGAAGAGAGUUUUCCAGUCGGUAUUGUAAGGCGAUUUAUUUCUCCAUCAUUAAUAACCACCGGGUGGAAAUUCUCCGUUUUAUCAAACACAAGUAUGUCAGGAAAACACUUCAACGUGCACGAAGUGGGUUGUUGCAUCAAAUACUUCAUAUUUGGAUUUAACAUUAUAUUUUGGCUGCUCGGGGUGGCGUUCCUGUCUGUGGCUCUUUGGGCCUGGAGUGAGAAGGGGGUUCUUUCCAACAUCUCCUCCAUCACAGAUCUGGGCGGGUUUGAUCCGGUGUGGCUGUUUCUCGUGGUGGGUGGGGUGAUGUUCGUGCUCGGCUUCGCAGGAUGCAUCGGAGCUUUGAGGGAAAACUCCUUCCUUCUUAAGUUUUUUUCCGUUUUUCUGGGAAUCAUAUUUUUCCUGGAGUUGACAGCGGGAGUCUUGGCCUUUGUCUUUAAAGACUGGAUUAAAGACCAGCUCAAGUUCUUCAUCAACAACAAUAUUAGAGCCUACAGAGACGACAUUGACCUACAGAAUCUCAUCGACUUUACACAAGAUUAUUGGGAGUGUUGUGGAGCUUUUGGGCCUGAAGACUGGAAUCUGAAUAUUUACUUUAAUUGUACUGACACUAAUCUGAGCAGAGAGAAAUGUGGGGUUCCCUUUUCCUGCUGCACCAAGGACCCUGCUGAGGAUGUGAUAAACACACAGUGUGGAUAUGACAUUCGAGCGAAAGGUGAAAAUGAACAGAAGACCUUUAUACACACGAAAGGAUGUGUACCGCAGUUUGAGAAAUGGUUACAGGAGAAUCUAACCGUAGUUGCGGGAAUCUUUAUAGGAAUUGCACUUCUGCAGAUAUUUGGGAUCUGUCUGGCACAGAAUCUUCUGAGUGACAUUGAGGCGGUCAGAGAGAGCUGUUUGUUCACCUGAAGCACUCGAGCCAUUCUGCUGACAGAGCUUCCAUCUCUCUAUCACUCGGCAACAGGGUUGGCACAUUGUCAUCACAGUAUCCUAGCAACCAGCGAGGGAUUCCAUUCGCAUACCUCCUUUAUUAC